GACCGAACAGACAAACCAGCACGACUUCCACUAACACGGGACCGACAGAGGGAAUGUUGGGAGUAUUUGUUCGAUUGAAAUACUGAAACUUUAACCAGGUACUGAAUCCACAAACUGAACAAGAGUUUAAAAAAGUACAGUACCAAAGUGAAAGUAACUUUCAGGGACGGGGAGUAGCUUUCUGUUUUCUGCGCGGUCAUUAGCUUCAGUGAGAGAUAAAUGGCGUCCAAGUUAGAGGAAGAUUUCUGCUGUCCGGUCUGCCAUGACAUCUUUAAAAAUCCAGUCAUACUGUCCUGCUGCCAUACCAUCUGUAGAGACUGUCUGCAAAGCUGGUGGAAGGAGAAGGGUGGAAGGGAGUGCCCAAUUUGUAGGCGGCGGCAUUCAAGGGAAGGACUACCAUGUAACUUUGAUUUAAUGAGACUGUGUGAGAACUUCCAGCAGGAGAGAGAACAGAGAGAUUCAGAGUUUCUCUGCAGUCUGCACCUACGGAAACUUAACCUCUUCUGUCUGGACCAUCAGGAGCUGGUGUGUCAUGAAUGUAGAGAUUCAAGAAAUCACACCGACCACAGAUUCAAACCUGUCAAUGAAGCUGCACGACAACACAAGGGAGAACUUCAGGAAACUCUGGAGCCCUUAAAGGACAAGUUAAAGAACUGUGAAAAAGUUCAAGUGAAGUUUGAUCAAACAUUGGAACACAUUCAGGUCCAGGCCCGACACACAGAGAUGCAGAUUAAGGAGCAGUUUAAGAAGCUUCAUCAGUUUCUAGAGGAGGAAGAGGAGGCCAGGCUGCGUGCACUGAGAGAAGAAGAGAGGCAGAAGAGCCAAAAGAUGAAGGAGGAGAUGGAGGCUCUAGACAGAGAGAUAGCUGCUCUGUCAUGCACAGUCAGAGCCACAGAGGAUGAGCUGAGAGCUGCAGAUGUCUCAUUCCUGAGUAACUACAAGGCUGCAGUGGAAAGAGUCCAGCAGCAACCCCUGCUGGAGGAUCCACAUCUGCCCUCAGGAGCUCUGAUAGACCAGGCCAAACACCUGGGCAACCUGGGCUUCAACAUCUGGAAGAAGAUGAAGGACAUGGUCUCCUACACUCCUGUCGUUCUUGACCCAAACACAGCUUAUAAAGACCUCCACUUGUCUGACGAUCUGACCUGUGUGAGGCGAGGAGAGCGGCAGCAGCUUCCUGAUAACCCAGAGAGGUUUGAUUCUUACUACUCUGUCCUGGGCUCGGAGGGCUUUGACUCAGGAACUCACAGCUGGGAUGUGGAGGUUGGAAAAAGUCCACGCUGGUCAGUUGGAGUAUUAUUAGAGUCUGUCCAGCGGAAGGGAUUCAUAUGGUCUGGAUUAUGGAGAAUAUGGUUCGAUGGUGGGAAAUGCACAGCACUCUCCCCAUCACAUCCUGAAACCCAGCUCUCAGUGAGGGAGAAGCUAAAUAGGAUCAGGGUUAAUUUGGACUGUAGUAGAGGAAGACUGUCGUUCUCUGAUCCUGAAACCAACACUCACUUACACACCUUUACCCAAACUUUUACUAAGAUAGUGUUUCCAUACAUUUACACUGUGGAUAAAGUGGAGAUUGUACGAGAGACAGUCUCUGUCACUGUGGAACAAAACUAAAAUAUGAUGCUGAUGAUUUUCAUGGACGUCAGUCCGCUGGUAAACAGUCUCAGUCUUUAGAAUUUGAUAUCAAAAUAAGAUCAUAGUCACUUCCAUUGGUUGUCAUUAUAACAGAAUGAGAAAUACAUCUCUAUUAACUAUUACUGUAUUAAAGUCCCUGUAAAGUGAUGAAAAAAAAUCUUUAUUUUAGGUUUGUUGUAUGACAGAUCACAGUGUUACAAACCACCAGGCCUAAUUUCAGUUUUAUAAAACAUCUCUUAGUUUGUAAAAUAAAGCUUUAAAAUCAUUAAAAAUUAGGCUGCUCGAGGAUGUGUGGGUGUGUCCAUUAGAUGAGCUGAAGCCACACCCACCCACAUUAAAUAUUCCCCUCUCAAAUUUUAAAAAUGCCUCUGAUCAGAGCACAUUUGCCUGGCUUUGUGCCAGAACAGAGAGACAGAAGUUGGGGAUUAAAUUUACUGUUUUCUGGUAAUUGCCCUUUAAGAAUGGGGAUGUCAUGGACUCAGAUUUUUGCUCUGCUCAAAUAAAACCAGGAAAGAAGUGUUUACAGAAACAUUAUUCCAACAUAUCUGUUGUGUUAAGACACAAAGAAAUGAAGAUGAUGAUGAGGGGAAGAAAUGUUUGUAUUAGUUUGUGUUUGUAUGUGAGUUAACCUUCAUAUUCAUUUAAGUAUUUGAUCACAAAAAUGCCAAUCUUUUGCUUUCAACCAUCUAUGUCUUGUAUUGAUCUCUCUUUCUUAUCUAAGCAAAGAAAAAAAAAAUCAAUAAGAUGAUGAACUGAUUGUUUAUUUCCUAAUUUCUUUUUGGAAAAGAAAAACAGAGAUUGAAAAACUGAUUUUUUUUGUUUUCCAUUUUUGAUCACCAGUUUAAUAUGAAGCCUCUGAAAGAGUUAAUGACAGCUUGCUUCUUGAUUUCUGAUUUCUUAUUUCAAAUUAAAAAUCUGUUGACAGUAAAAUACACUGACCAGGU
Molecule: messenger RNA, 2570 nt
Organism: Cheilinus undulatus (humphead wrasse)
Lineage: Eukaryota; Metazoa; Chordata; Actinopteri; Labriformes; Labridae
Product: nuclear factor 7, brain-like
Exons: 1
Coding region: 220-1605 (461 amino acids)
Molecular function (GO): zinc ion binding; protein binding
Source: RefSeq, a predicted model, not a curated record